Sycon ciliatum is the source of this 2908-nucleotide messenger RNA. Its product is annotated as furin-like. Lineage: Eukaryota; Metazoa; Porifera; Calcarea; Leucosolenida; Sycettidae. The coding region runs from base 267 to 2261 and encodes 664 amino acids. The transcript is spliced from 13 exons. The record is from RefSeq and is a predicted model, not a curated record. Gene Ontology annotation, cellular component: Golgi membrane; trans-Golgi network. Gene Ontology annotation, molecular function: serine-type endopeptidase activity. Gene Ontology annotation, biological process: protein processing.
CAGUGUCGUAGCUCUCACGACACACUUCCGCACACACUCGACGAACGGACAGUUCGAGUUGUUGCUUUCUUCUUGUUGCGAUAAGUCUGUCGAACGCUCGCUCGUGUUUGGGAGCAAGUGGGAAGUCGACUGGUUUCGCCUUGGAUCGGCUGAUAGUGGCGAAUUGGGAUUGUUACGCCGCCAAGUGCGGCGAGCCGCCCGAUGCACUCCAGAACAUCAACGUGAUAGCGUUCUUUCGAAGCUAAGCGUCAACGGAGUGGUGCGCUAUGCGGCUAUCGACGCCGGUUACCGUUCUGCUCGCUUGGGCAGCUAGCUACGCUUUGGUAUGCCGUGGUGAUGCCGAACAUGCCAGUCCGGAGAGUGGCGCGGUCCGGCGACACAGGAGCGCUCAGUCCGCAGCGUCGAGCGGCCGGGAGUCGGCGGCAUCGUCACACCGCUAUCUGGAUAGCUGGGCGGUGGAAAUCGACGGCGGAGAGAUGCGGGCUCGCUCCGUCGCGUGGGACCAUGGCUUUGACAUGGUGGAAAAAUCCGACUGGCUAGGCAACGUAUAUCACUUUCAGUUGCGCGAUUCCAGCAGGCGACACCGGCGGAACAUCAAUGCCAGGGCUAUUGCGCAGCUAAGAAGCAUGGCACCUCUACACGGCCAUACACACCGGCUAAAUUCUGACUCAAGAGUACGCUGGGCAGAGCAGCAGCACGUGCAGUCGCGCACUAAGAGAUCCGUUGUGGAGCUGCCCAGCGAUCCGAUGUUCAACAAGCAGUGGUACUUGCACAACACAGGACAGACUCGCAGUCCUGCGGGAUUCGACCAUGACGUUCUGCCGGUGUGGAAUCAAGGGUUCACCGGGCGUGGCGUCACCAUGACGAUUGUGGAUGAUGGAGUCGAGCGCACCCACCCGGACCUUGUCGACAACUAUUCCAAGCACCUGAGUCAUGACUUCAACAACGGCGAUGAAGACCCGUCGCCGCGUUACGAUGGUGCAGGCACAAACAAACACGGUACCCGCUGUGCUGGUGUGGCCGCAGCGGCUAGGAACAAUAUCUGUGGUACGGGAGUGGCGUAUGGUUCCAAGAUCGGCGGUGUGCGAUUGCUGGAUGGACGAGUGACGGAUCUGCUCGAUUCGAAUGCCAUCAGCCUGCGGCCACAGCAUAUUGAUAUCUACAGCAACAGCUGGGGUCCCACCGACAACGGUAUGACGGUCGGUGGUCCCGGUAGAGUUACUCGCCGUACACUCUCCGCCAACAUCCUCAAGGGAAGGGAUGGCCUGGGUUCCAUUUUCAUGUGGGCGUCGGGAGUGGGCGGCUUCCACGGGGACAGCUGUGCCUACGACGGCUUCAUCAACAGCAUCUACACCAUCGCCAUCAGCGCGGGUACGGACGGAGCGCAUGCGCCGUGGUACGCCGAGCCUUGUGCCGCCGUGACAGCCACCGGGCUCAGCAGCGGUAACCCGCUCAGCAAGAAAGUGGUAAGCACUGACUUGCAUCAGUCCUGCACUGACCAGUUCUCUGGAACGUCAGCAGCUACACCCAUGAUGGCUGGUGUUGUCGCUCUCAUACUGCAGGCAAGACCUCAUCUGACAUGGCGUGAUGUUCAGCACAUCAUUGUACUGACGUCACGACCCAACAUUCUACACGGCAGUUCCUCGAAUGCACAUGCUGAACAAGAAUGGGUCACUAACGCUUGUGGUCGUCGUGUCAACCCCUGGUUUGGCUAUGGUGUGAUCAACGCCACUGCCAUGCUGGAGCUGGCCAAGCGAUGGCUGACGGUUCUGCCACUGCAUAGCUGUUACACAAAGGCGUACAACAAGCACAGACCAAUCAGCAUGGACGGCAUAAAGAUUCAGAUCACGACUGAAGGUUGCCGUGGCAAAGCGGGCGAGGUCACCGUCCUGGAGCAGGUGCAGCUGGUGCUCAGCAUGAAGUCCAACUAUCGCGGCGCCAUCAUCGGUUAUCUCACCUCACCGCAAGGCACACGAGUACAGAUCGUGUUCCGCCGUCACGUGGAUCACUCCAGCGCCGGUCUGCACAAGUGGCCGUUCACCAGCACGUUCACGUGGGGAGAGGACCCGCGCGGCACCUGGACCUUGGAGCUGCGCACAACGAAGCAGAACGCCCGCAGCGUCCUGGAGCGAGCACAACUGGUCCUGCACGGAACGUCCGGUGUUCACGCACACUACGCUAAGUUGGCAAAGAGCGACGGCGGUAUGACGUGUAGUCAGGCAAGCGGCAAGGUCGGGGGAAGUCCCGUUGACUCUAAAUAAUCCCCGCAGCACACCCACUCCUCUGGCAGCAGUGAUUUCUUUUAACUCCAAUGCAAAAUGUGAUAUGACAUUCUUCUUCUUUGGGUGGUGUGAGAAUGUUAUGCUGCGCAUCACGUUACUCCACUCCCGCCUGCAAUAUUCCUAAGGGUGUGCAGACUCCACUGUGGCCACUUUAUGUUUCACACAAUUAUACACCAAAUUCUAUGGAAGACUUUGUAGCCGAGAGACUGCUUUUGGGUAGUGGUGUAUGACUGUGUGAAACGGCCUGCAAUCUGCCUUGCGUAUUAGCCCACUUUCCCUGUGCACUCUGCAUGUAAAUUAUGCUGGACUUCUCACACUGUGUGCACACAUCCUUGCCGAUUCUAGCGACACGUCUUACACAUUCUCAGUAUUGCAUUCUCUGCUUUUUCUGCCAAUUUACUUACUGACACAUAAUACUUCUAAUAUCAUGUCAUUAUCUACAAGUAAGCAAUUCACACUAUCAGAAAGUAUUCAACAUGGCGUCAUCUAUUCAUUCCAGCAUACUUGUACAAGAUAAUAUGAUCAUGUUCAGCCAGCUCUAUUCAUCUCCCGCAGUUUGUUGCAUUCCUUGGAGUUUUCACUAGCGCCAGGUUUGAAAAGGUGGUUGCCAGGGGCAUUGUUUGGUA